Penicillium paradoxum is the source of this 1512-nucleotide messenger RNA. RefSeq lists its product as uncharacterized. The transcript has 3 exons. Gene Ontology annotation, biological process: transmembrane transport; tripeptide transport; dipeptide transport. Gene Ontology annotation, molecular function: allantoate transmembrane transporter activity; dipeptide transmembrane transporter activity. Lineage: Eukaryota; Fungi; Ascomycota; Eurotiomycetes; Eurotiales; Aspergillaceae. The coding region runs from base 1 to 1512 and encodes 503 amino acids. The record is from RefSeq and is a predicted model, not a curated record. Gene Ontology annotation, cellular component: plasma membrane.
AUGGACACCGUGACGCCCGGUGCGGCACUAGAGCAGGGGACGAACCAUGCCAUCGCAAAAAGAGUGCUGAGGAAGAUCGACAGACGACUCGUGCCGCUGCUCUUCACAACAUAUAUGUUCAACUUCGUGGACAAAACUAUCUUAUCGAGCGCGUCUGUGUUCGGUCUUUCUGAUGAUACUGGAUUAGUUGGCCAGGAAUAUAGCUGGGUAUCGUCGGUCUUCUACUUUGGUUACUUGGGUUGGGUAUAUCCCACCACAUUGCUUAUUGCUCGUCUGCCCGCUGCCAAAUAUUUGACAGCCAACACGCUAUUUUGGGGAGCCAUAGUUGCUUUGACCGCAGCCUGCACCAACUUCGGUGGUCUCAUGACAGUCCGCUUCCUGCUUGGAGCUGCUGAAGCGACUAUUACCCCGGCGUUCAUGUUCAUUACAUCGACGUGGUAUACGCGCGAUGAGAUUCCCACUAGGACAGGCCUGUGGUUUGCCGGAAACAGCGUUGGCGGUAUUAUCUCCAGUCUCCUCGCCUACGGCUUAGGCCACGUCAAAGACCAAAUUGGCCCAUGGCGAUGGAUGUUCAUCGUGCUCGGCAGCUUCACAUUUCUCUGGGGAUUCGCUAUCGGGGCCCUCCUCCCAGACUCAAUUUCCAAAGCCAAAUUCCUAUCAGAAGAGGAACGCCAAUUCGCAAGCAACCGAGUUAUCAUCGCAGGAACCGGCACAACAGAGAAAGCCAUCUGGCGAUGGAACCAAGUCCUCAAAUGCCUGCUGGACCCCAAAACCUGGCUUAUCUUCGGCCUAGAGCUCUGCACCCAAAUCCCCAACGGAGGGACGCAAAACUUCCCCAAUCUGGUCCUUGUCUCGUUCGGAUUCACAAACUUACAAUCCACACUACUCACCAUCCCUUACUCCCUCAUCACCGUGGCCACAACCACCGGAACGGGGUGGCUAGCCGGGCGGUUCCGCCAGUCCAGUUGUUUGUUGAUAGUUGCCGUCGUGCUCCCUUGCGUAGUCGGCAGUGCGAUCAUCUACUCGCGCGCUCGUAUUGUCUCAGGUGUCCAAUUGUUUGGGUAUUUCCUUUUAUCGACGGGACCGGCGGCGAUGCCGCUUGUGUUAUCGCUGGUGCAGGCCAAUUACCGUGGUGUCACGAAGAAAAUGACUGUUACUGCACUGCUGUUCCUGGCAUAUUGCGCUGGGAAUAUCUCCGGCCCUCACUUCUUCCGCAGCAAGGAGGCGCCGACUUAUGAUACUGCUUUUCGUGCGAUUAUGGUUUGUUAUGCUCUGGCUGUGCUGCUGGCGUUGGCUCUGCGGUUUUACCUGCAGUGGAUCAAUGCUCGUCGUGUGCAUCUAGAGGGGUUUGAGGGUAGUGCUGGGAAUGCGGGUGCUGUUGGUGGGAAGGUGUUGGAUGGUGAUCGUGAUUCGAAUGAUGUGGGAGAUAUGGUGGAUCGAGUACGAUUGGUGUCGGAUGACUAUGAGGAUAUUACGGAUUGGAAGACGCCAGGUUUUAGAUACCGUUACUAG